This is a messenger RNA of Mugil cephalus (flathead mullet), 2286 nucleotides long. It is a transcript of the gene nt5c2l1, whose product is annotated as 5'-nucleotidase, cytosolic II, like 1. Lineage: Eukaryota; Metazoa; Chordata; Actinopteri; Mugiliformes; Mugilidae. The record is from RefSeq and is a predicted model, not a curated record. Gene Ontology annotation, molecular function: 5'-nucleotidase activity. The coding region runs from base 176 to 1765 and encodes 529 amino acids. The transcript is spliced from 16 exons.
GCAUCACCAACGACGGUGGAGAAGUCACGGGGAGGAGUUUCGGUGCAGAAAACUUACAAAAACACGCGAGGCCACGCCCACAAUAUUGGGGGUAAAUUUGGCAAUUUAAAGACGCGUGACCAAUGACUGAGGGCAGAAGUGUUGACCACAUAGGCGCAGGAGUUGGACACCAACCAUGGACGAAAUGGAAACAUCGCCCAGCAUCUCCUCUGGUGAGCCCGAAGUGAAGAGAGGCUUUGACCAAAACUGUGUUGCUGUGUUUCAUCACAGGGUGUUCGUCAACAGAAGCCUGACCCUCGAAAACAUUAAAUGCUAUGGCUUCGACAUGGACUACACGCUGGCAAUGUAUAAGUCUCCUGACUACGAGGGUCUGGGCUUUGAGCUGAUAAGAGACAGAAUGGUUUCCGUCGGAUACCCACACGAGCUUCUCCGCUACACAUACGACCCCAGCUUCCCCACUCGCGGUUUGGUGAUGGACACCACCUACGGGAACCUCCUGAAGGUGGACUCGAAUGGGAACAUUUUGGUGUGCAGCCACGGCUUCCGCUUCCUCAGAGGGGAUGAAAUCCACAGCUACUACCCCAAUAAGUUCAUCCAAAGAGGCGACACCGACCGCUUUUACAUCCUCAACACUCUCUUCAAUCUCUCAGAGACGUAUCUCUAUGCCUGUCUGGUGAACUUCUUCACCAGAUGCAGCAGAUACACAAACCACAUGAAGGGAUACCAGCACGGAGACUUGUUCAUGUCCUUCAGGAGCAUGUUCCAGGAUGUUCGAGAUGCAAUGGACUUCAUUCAUGAUACAGGAACCCUGAAAGAACGAACCAUCAAGAAUUUGGAGAAAUACGUGAUCAGAGAUCCAAACAUCUCCGUGCUCUUAACUCGGAUAAAAAAGGUGGCCAAAUUAUUCCUCGCUACCAACAGUGACUACAACUACACUGAGGCCAUCAUGAAAUACCUGCUUGAAGGUACUAUUAAGCCUGGAAGCCCAAAAGUCUCCUGGCACUCCUUCUUCGACCUCAUCGUCGUGGACACCAGGAAGCCGCUGUUCUUUGGAGAGGGGACUGUGCUGAGACAAGUGGACACGAACACGGGGAAGCUUCGGAUUGGGACUUACACCGGAAACCUUCAACAUGGAACAGUUUACUCUGGAGGGUCUUCUGACAUUGUCUGUGACCUGCUGGGUGUCAAAGGUAAAGACAUCCUCUACGUUGGAGACCACAUCUUUGGCGACAUCCUCAAGUCUAAGAAACGACAAGGCUGGAAGACCUUUCUGGUUGUGCCGGAGCUCACCAAGGAGCUGCAAGUGUGGGAGGAAAAGAAAUAUCUCUUUGAGGAGCUGAAACGUCUGAACAGCUUCUUAGCUGAGCACUUUAAGCACCUGGACAGUGGCAGUCGAGAGGGUACUGACAUUGGAGCCAUUCAGAUGAGAAUGAAGGUGCUGACCUACAGAAUGGACAUGUCCUACGGCCAGAUGGGCAGCCUCCUGCGCAGCGGCUCCAGGCAGACGCUGUUUGCCAGCCAGCUGAUACGUUACGCAGAUCUAUACUCCUCCACCUGCAUGAACCUGCUGCACUACCCCUUCAAUUACCUCUUCAUGGCUCCUCCAGUCCUGGUCAGUCCUCUCGCUUGUUCGGGCGCCUGCACAGAAAACCUGUAUCUACCAUGCUUAAGUCAAUCUCUGUGUUUGUUUUCUAUGCAGAUGCCCCACGAGACAACUGCCCAACACGCAGACCUGUCAAUCAACCAUGCCAUUAAGAAAAACUGAGGUUUCAUAAGAUCAAAUAUUAAACAUAUUUUUUUCCCUCUCAUUUCUGUCACAAGAAUCAAUUAUUAACACAUUUGUUUCUCGUAGUGAUGAAGAAAGAUGAAGGAGAUGGACAUGGAGGAGACCUCGCUCCUUCUUGUCAAGGACAGUUCUCACCGGUGAAGGUGACCGUUUGCACCCGUGCAGCACGGAGGGGUUUGUUGCAGCCAUGAUAUGCAUCCUUUAAGAAAAGCUUACUUAUUGCUCCACCUGCUGGAUGUGUCUCGCUAUGCCAUGUAACGUUUAACCUCCCAAGGCUAUUUAUAAGCAUGUUGGCAGUUUAUGAUUUCAAGUAAAGUCAGUCUCAGGGUCUCAGGGUUACUGUAUAUAUGAGGGGACGUGUUUCUUAGCCUGUUUGUACUCAUAGUGGUGCAUGUGCACUUUUAAUCUGACGUUUUGUGGAAUGGUUUUCAAGAAAUAACUUUAUUUAUUUGUUGUUUGUGCAUCUUCCGUUGGAUUGUUUCAAUAAAUUAUUAAUGAUC